UGGCAUUUAAUUAAGUUUUUGCUCGCUCGCGGGAAACUAUCUCGGAACUUCACUCGGAUCUUAAUUCGCUUACUUUAGAUAUCGUGUAUCUUCCUACCGCGGCUUCCCCCUAUCCCUCCAGGAGAUACCGUUGCAACUAGCAGUUUGUGAGAACGUUCCCGCCGGGCACCACAGAAACACAUUCCGCGCCGUACUGUAGAGCGUACACCAGCAAAGAACAGUUAACGAAAAGAAACGCUAACCCGGAAGUGCUCUUACAGAUCUCGUCCGAACGGGGUCAGCAAGUGUUUGCUGGCAGAAAGUUUCAUACAAACAGUGGUGUGUCCGCGGGGAACCCGUCAUCAGCACACAGCCGUAGAAAGUUUAAAGUUCCCAAGCACACUACACCGCGUCUACUGUGCUUCGCGCUCGUAGCAGAAUGUUCCGCAAGUCGAUCCUAUCCGUAGCCGUCAUUUUCGUAGCAAUAUGGGCCACCACUCAGGCACAAGAGCCCGAUGCGUCAAGCGGUGGUGCUGGGCUUACGCUGGAGGAGCAGGCAGCUCAGUACAAGUCGACGGUACUGCUGGUGUUGGCGAACCGUGCCACCAGCCUGCCGGCGGAGAGUGCACUCGCGGUGGCUGCCGUACUGGAGGAGGCCAGCCAGCAGCUGGACGCGUGUGGCGCCGGGCUGGCAACGCACCAACAAAUCUGGCAGUACAAGAUGUGCGGUUCGGCCGUACUGCAGCAGGGACUGGCGACGCUGUCCGCGUUGCAGGCUGCUAGUGGUGCUGCUCCGAGUGGGACAUUCUAGAGGAUAGCUUGUGGAGGUUCGCAGUAGUUUCGGGUGAUGGGCUUUCGGAAGAUAAUAAAGAGUUGUUUGGUUAAUUUUCUUGA
Molecule: messenger RNA, 873 nt
Organism: Anopheles stephensi (Asian malaria mosquito)
Lineage: Eukaryota; Metazoa; Arthropoda; Insecta; Diptera; Culicidae
Exons: 2
Coding region: 419-790 (123 amino acids)
Source: RefSeq, a predicted model, not a curated record